AUGUCAUGCUGCUCAUGUGACGGUGAAUACAGCCUGCUGUGUCCUGAUGCUGAGGUGAUCCAGUGCAUUUUUGUGCUGCUCCGCAUCAGUGAAAAACAGGUUAGCAGGAAUUUGUUCUGUGUUUGUCAAUGUCAUUCAUUAACCCUUUACACUCAUGGAAAUUGGCCUAUUUGAAUAGGGCAACAUUGAAAUGUUUCUAACAGAAUAAAUAUUAAAAGCGUAUGCAUGACCAUGGUACCAAUUAAAAGAGAACACUGGAGAUUAUGGGGAAAUUCGGACCAAAAGUGAGGACAGAACAGUUCCAGACAUUACACUGUUGAUUUUACAGUGCCUUAAUUUGUGUACAUGCAUAGUUAUAGUGCCUCCAGAAAGUAUUCAUAACCCUUUACUUUUUCCACAUUUUGUUGUUACAGCCUGAAUUUAAAAUGUAUUAAAUUGAGAUGUGUCACUGGCCUACACACAAUACCCCCAUAUUAAUUAAAAAUGAAAUGCUGAAAUGUCUUGAGUCAAUAAGUAUUCAACCCAUUUGUUAUGGCAACCCUAAAUAAGUUCAGGAGUAAACAUUUACUUAACAAGUCCCAUAAUAAGUUGCAUGGACUCUAUAAUAAUAGUAGUGUUUACCAUGAUUUUUGAAUGACUACCUCAUCUCUGUACCCCACACAUACAAUUACCUCUAAGGUCCCUCAGUUGAGUAGUGAAUUUCAAACACCGAUUCAUCCACAAAGACCAGGGAGGUUUUCCAAUGCCUUGCAAGGAAGAGCACCUAUUGGUAGAUGGGUAAAAACUCUGUGCGGUUGUUUUGGGCCCUGUACAAGGCCCGGUGAGUUUGGGGGGGUUCCCCCCCUCUCUUACAGCUGGCAAUGUUAUAAGAAUCCCCCCCCCCAUCCUCCACAUGCUCUGUUUAGCUAGCUCAUCGUUUACAAUAGGUAAAGUGAAUGGGAAAAUAAGUUUGAAGUGUCCUCACCUGUCUGUGUGUUAUUUCAACAUCAACAAAAACUCCAUAACUUGAAAGACCUGAUUGCUAAGGUCAUUUUAAGAUGUGAGGCUUGAAAACCAUUUCAGCCAUUUUGGCACAGUAACGCACUACCCAAACCAGACCAACUGGUUUCAAGUGGCCAAGAGACAUCAUGUGAUCUACUACUGCAAUCUAGUGGACGAACUGGGAAUCAGACAAGUGAUAUAUUUAAAUCAAUGGAUAGGUAGAGACUUCAGCUUUUUCCUCAUACAGUAGGUAAAUCAUUAAUGUAAGACAAAAAAUGAAGGCAUGGCACGUUGUACAAGCCCUGCACUUUUAAAAUGGCUGUGUUCCUAUGGGGAUUUGCGCAUGUUUAGAGCGCCGCUAUUCGGUUUAAUAUCUGACAAAAUAUGUUUAUUGAAUUUCUUUAAAAUCCUUUUGGAACAGUAAUUGGUGACAUAUUUGAUCCCAAACCUAGACUUUCAAAUCUCUUAUUCAAAUCUCUAAUAUAAAAAAGCAGACAUUGAAUAUCCCUUUGAGCAUGGUGAAGUUAUUAAUUACACUUUGGAUGGUGUAUCAAUACACCCAGUCACUACAAAGAUACAGGCGUCCGUCCUAACUCAGUUGCCGGAGAGGAAGGAAACCGGUUAGGAAUUUCACCAUGAGGCCAAUGGGGACUUUAAAACAGUUACAGAGUUUAAUGGCGUUGAUGGGCAAAAACUGAGGAUGGAUCAACAACAUUGUAGUUACUCCACAAUACUAACCUAAUUGACAGAGUGGAAAGAAGGAAGCCUGUACAGAAUACAAAAACAGUGGUGUGAAAAAGUGUUUGCCCCCUUCCUGAUUUCUUUGCAUGUUUGUCACACUUAAAAUGUUUCAGAUCAAACAAAUUUAAACAUUAGUCAAAGAUAACACAAGUAAACACAAAAUGCAGUUUUGAAAUGAAGGUUGUUAUUAUUAAGGGAAAACAAAAUCCAAACCCACAUGGCCCUGUGUGAAAAAGUGAUUGCCCCCUACAACCUAAUAACUGGUUGGGCCACCCUUAGCAGCAACAACUGCAAUCAAGUGUUUUGCGAUAACUUGGAAUUAGUCUUUUACAGCGCUGUGGAGGAAUUUUGGCCCACUCAUCUUUGCAGAAUUGUUGUAAUUCAGCCACAUUGGAGGGUUUUCGAGCAUGAACUGCCUUUUUAAGGUCAUGCCACAGCAUCUCAAUAGGAUUCAGGUCAGGACUUUGAUUAGGCCACUCCAAAGUCUUCAUUUUGUUUUUCUUCAGCCAUUCAGAGGUGGACUUGCUGGUGUGUUUUGGAUCAUUGUCCUGCUGCAGAACCCAAGUUUGCUUCAGCUUGAGGUCACAAACAGAUGGCCGGACAUUCUCCUUCAGGAUUUUUUGGUAGACAGCAGAAUUCAUGGUUCCAUUUAUCACAGCAAGUCUUCUAGGUCCUGAAGCAGCAAAACAGGCCCAGACCAUCACACUACCACCGCCAUAUUUUACUGUUGGUAUGAUGUUCUUUUUCUAAAAUGCGGUGUUACUUUUACGCCAGAUGUAAUGAGACACACACCUGCCAAGAAGUUCAACUUUUGUCUCGUCAGUCCACAGAGUAUUUUCCCAAAGGUCUUGGGGAUCAUCAAGAUGUUUUCUGGCAAAAAUGAGACGAGCCUUGAUGUUCUUUUUGCUCAGCAGUGGUUUUCGUCUUGGAACUCUGCCAUGCAGGCCAUUUUUGCCCAGUCUCUUUCUUAUAGUGGAGUCAUGAACACUGACCUUAACUGAGGCAAGUGAGGCCUGCAGCUCUUUGGAUGUUGUUGUGGGGUCUUUUGUGACCUCUUGGAUGAGUCGUCGCUGCGCUCUUGGGGUAAUUUCGUUCGGCCAGCCACUCCUGGGAAGGUUCACCACUGUUCCAUGUUUUCGCCAUUUGUGGAUAAUGGCUCUCACUGUGGUUCGCUGGAGUCCCAAAGCUUUAGAAAUGGCUUUAUAACCUUUUCCAGACUGAUGGAUCUCAAUUACUUUAUUUCUCAUUUGUUCCUGAAUUUCUUUGGAUCUCGGCAUGAUGUCUAGCUUUUGAGGAUCUUUUGGUCUACUUCACUUUGUCAGGCAGGUCCUAUUUAAGUGAUUCCUUGAUUGAGAACAGGUGUGGCAGUAAUCAGGCCUGGGUGUGGCUAGAGGAAUUGAACUCAGAUGUGAUAAACCACAGUUGAGUUGUGUUGUAACGGGGGGCAAACACUUUUUCACACAGGGCCAUGUAGGUUUGGGUUUUGUUUUCCCUUAAUAAUAACAACCUUCAUUUCAAAACUGCAUUUUGUGUUUACUUGUGUUAUCUUUGACUAAUAUUUAAAUUUGUUUGAUGAUCUGAAACAUUUAAGUGUGACAAACAUGCAAACAAAUAACAAAUCAGGAAGGGGGCAAACACUUUUUCACACCACUGUAUUCCAAAACAUGCAUCCUGUUUGCAACAAGGCACUAAAGUAAUACAAAGUGUUAUGUUUGGGGCAAAUCCAAUACAACACAUUACUGAGUACCACUCUCCAUAUUUUCAAGCAUAGUGGUGGCUGCAUCAUUUCCAUUGAGGAACUGAAGCAAGUACACUUGAAGUUUUUUAUUUGGAACACAGACCUUCAUCCCAACCAUCACACAAUUACUGUUGUCGUUUACUUAAUCCAAAAACAUUCCAUUAUAAAUCACAAUCUGGGUCAGGUGGGCAUAAUUUUGAAGAUUAUUCUAUUGCCAACAUGACCAGCUAAAUUAUAAAAUAUGAUCUUACAGUGUAAUUUUGGUGUGCAUAGAAUGGAGUCAUGAGUACAUUCAAGUGCGUGUUCGGCGGCAAAUUUUCUUCACAAUAUGACAAUCAUAGGCUCAUUCUGUUCCUAAUAUGGAAAUGUGAAGUGCACAUUUGAACCCACAGGUGUGUGGUUUGCUUGUAUGACAUCAAAGCGGUAUUAUUAAAAUCCUCAACAUCUCAUCUUUCAGAACACAUUGACUCCUCUCGAUUUACAGCAUUCCCCUCACUCAGACAACAACACAUUUGCUAAAGUAGCCCAAUUAGCAGAAGGGAUGGGGCAUCUUUUUGUUGCGUGAGGUACACACGAAACCCAUACAGCGAUGUAAAGCAGAGAGCCUGAGCUCUGGCGUCAUAUACAGUGCAUUUGGAAAGUAUUCAGACCCCUUCACUUUUUCCACAUUUUGUUACGUUAUUGCCUUAUGCUAAAAUGGAUUAAAUUAAAACAGAAAUGCCUUAUUUACCUAAAUAUUAAGACCCUUUGCUAUGAGACUCAAAAUGAGCUCAGGUGCAUCCUGUUUCCAUUGAUCAUCCUUGAUGUUUCUACAACUUGAUUGGAGUCCACCUGUGGUAAAUUCAAGUGAUUGGACAUGAUUUGGAAAGGCACACACCUGUCUAUAUACAGUGCAUUCAGAAAGUAUUCAGACCCCUUGACUUUUUCCACAUUUUGUUCACGUUACAGCCUUACUCUAAAAUGGAUUAAAUAUCUACACACAAUACCCCAUAAUGACAAAGCAAAAACAGGUUUUUAGUAAUGUUAGCAAAUGUAUUACAAAUAAAAACAGAAAUGCCUUAUUUACAUACGUAUACAGACCCUUUGCUAUGAGACUCAAAAUUGAGCUCAGAUGCAUCCUGUUUCCGUUGAUCAUCCUUGAGACGUUUCUACAACUUGAUUGGAGUCCACCUGUGGUAAAUUAAAUUGAUUGGACUUGAUUUGGAAAGGCACACACCAGAGCAAAAACCAAGCCAUGAGGUCGAAGGAAUUGUCUGUAGAGCUCAGAGACAGGAUUGUGUCGAGGCACAGAUCUGGGAAAGGAUAUCAAAAUAUUUCUGCAGCAUUGAAGGUCCCCAAGAACACAGUGGCCUCGAUCAUUGUUAAAUGGAAGAAGUUUGGAACCACCAAGACUCUUCCUAGAGCAGGCCGCCCGGCCAAACUGAGCAAUCGGGAGAGAAGGGCCUUGGUCAGGGAGGUGACCAAGAACCCGAUGGUCACUCUGACAGAGCUCCAGAGUUCCUCUGUGGAGAUGGGAGAACCUUCCAGAAGGAAAACCAUCUCUGCAGCACUCCACCAAUCAGGUUCUUUAUGGUAGAGUGGACAGACGGAAGCCACUCCUCAGUAAAAGGCACAUGACAGCCCGCUUGGAAUUUGCCAAAAGGCGCCUAAAGGACUCUUAGACCAUGAGAAACAAGAUUCUCUGGUCUGAUGAAACCAAGAUUGAACUCUUUGGACUGAAUUCCAAGCUUCACGUCUGGGGGAAACCUGGCAUCAUCCCUACGGUGAAGCAUGGUGGUGGCAGCAUCAUGCUGUGGGGAUGUUUUUCAGUGGCAGGGACUGGGAGACUAGUCAGGAUCGUGGGAUAGAUGAACGGAGCAAAGUACAGAGAGAUCCUUGAUAAAAACCUGCUCCAGAGUGCUCAGGACCUCAGACUGGGGCGAAGGUUCACCUUCCAACAGGACAACAACCCUAAGCACACAACCAAGACAACGCAGGAGUGGCUUCAGAACAAGUCUGAAUGUCCUUGAGUGGCCCAGGUAGAGCCCGAACUUGAACCCGAUCGAACAUCUCUGGAGAGACCUGAAAUUAGCUGUGCAGCGACGCUCACCAUCCAAACUGACAGAGCUUGAGAGGAUCUGCAGAGAAGAAUGGGAGAAACUCCCCAAAUACAGGUGUGCCAAGCUUGUAGCGUCAUACCCAAGAAAGAAGACUUGAGGCUGUAAUCGCUGCCAAAGGUGCUUCAACAAAGUACUGAGUAAAGGUUCUGAAUACUGUUUUGGUUUUGUCAUUAUGGGGUAUUGAUUAGGGGGGGGGGGGGAAACAAUUUAAUCAAUUUUAGAAUAAGGCUGUAGUUUAACUAAAUGUGGAAAAAGUGAAGGUGUCUGAAUACGUUCCGAAUGCACUGUAUUGUAUGUUACUGUACAGCCACUGCGUUUAAAUUUAGGUGCUUUUCAAUGACCAAAUCUGCUUUUUUCAACCCGUGUACGGGAUGACAGGUACUGUGAGUAUAAAGGACUACCCAGGUAACCUAAUGAUUUUCCUGGAAACCUUCAGAAAGUCCCCUCUAACUGGGAUAUAAUGGGUAUGUCAUUCCAUUAGUAGUCAUCGAGACAUGCAUGCAUUGAUAGAGGGCGACAUAAACAUUUUAUUAUGGAGCUGUAUUAAAGCCUAGUCAAUAUACUGUAGGUUAUUCUAUUGCUAUUUUAAAAAAUGAGGAUAUUGCUGUUACUCAUAGAAGACUACAUUUAAUCUGUCUUUUAACACCCCAUCUGCCUUGGCUGCUCUCUCUGACUCUGCAGCACCUGAAGGACAAGUUCUGAAACUUGGUUGCUGGGUGGGAUGGGAAGGGGUUGGGAGGCAUGCUUUCCGGGUAGGGAGGGAGGAAGCGGGUGGGUGGAUGGGGACUGAGGGGAGGAAUGGGUUUGGGUCAUCUUUGUAUGUUUUUAUUUGAAUGUUUCUGAACCUGUAACCCCCCUCUGAAAAAGAAAAAUGACAAAACUGAAUAAAAAGUUGGUCACCCCAAAUAAAGUACUGGAACUUCAUUUUCUACAGGGGUGCUGAAUGUUCAGACUCUGGAGGAGGUGGUGAUGUGGUCUAUGGUUCCAUGGUCCAGUUCUGCAAGUACCGCUUUGAAUAUGUACGUUUCCCAUAGUCCUAUACAGUGGGGAGAACAAGUAUUUGAUACACUGCCGAUUUUGCAGGUUUUCCUACUUACAAAGCAUGUAGAGGUCUGUUUUUUUUUAAUCAUAGGUACACUUCAACUGUGAGAGACGGAAUUUGAAAAAGAAAUCCUGAAAAUCACAUUGUAUGAUUUUUAAGUAAUUAAUUUGCAUUUUAUUGCAUGACAUAGGUAUUUGAUACAUCAGAAAAGCAGAACUUAAUAUUUGGUACAGAAACCUUUGUUUGCAAUUACAGAGAUCAUACGUUUCCUGUAGGUCUUGACCAGGUUUGCACACACUGCAGCAGGGAUUUUGGCCCACUCCUCCAUACAGACCUUCUCCAGAUCCUUCAGGUUUCGGGGCUGUCGCUGGGCAAUACAGACUUUCAGCUCCCUCCAAAGAUUUUCUAUUGGGUUCAGGUCUGGAGACUGGCUAGGCCACUCCAGGACCUUGAGAUGCUUCUUACGGAGCCACUCCUUAGUUGCCCUGGCUGUGUGUUUCGGGUCGUUGUCAUGCUGGAAGACCCAGCCACGACCCAUCUUCAAUGCUCUUACUGAGGGAAGGAGGUUGUUGGCCAAGAUAUCACGAUACAUGGCCCCAUCCAUCCUCCCCUCAAUACGGUGCAGUCCUCCUGUCCCCUUUGCAGAAAAGCAUCCCCAAAGAAUGAUGUUUCCACCUCCAUGCUUCAUGGUUGGGAUGGUGUUCUUGGUUGUACUCAUCCUUCUUCUUCCUCCAGACACGGCGAGUGGAGUUUAGACCAUAAAGCUCUAUUUUUGUCUCAUCAGACCACAUGACCUUCUCCCAUUCCUCCUCUGGAUCAUCCAGAUGGUCAUUGGCAAACUUCAGACGGGCCUGGACAUGCGCUGGCUUGAGCAGGGGGACCUUGCGUGCGCUGCAGGAUUUUAAUCCAUGACGGCGUAGUGUGUUACUAAUGGUUUUCUUUGAGACUGUGGUCCCAGCUCUCUUCAGGUCAUUGACCAGGUCCUGCCGUGUAGUUCUGGGCUCAUCCCUCACCUUCCUCAUGAUCAUUGAUGCCCCACGAGGUGAGAUCUUGCAUGGAGCCCCAGACCGAGGGUGAUUGACCGUCAUCUUGAACUUCUUCCAUUUUCUAAUAAUUGCACCAACAGUUGUUGCCUUCUCACCAAGCUGCUUGCCUAUUGUCCUGUAGCCCAUCCCAGCCUUGUGCAGGUCUACAAUUUGAUCCCUGAUGUCCUUACACAGCUCUCUGGUCUUGGCCAUUGUGGAGAGGUUGGAGUCUGUUUGAGUGUGUGGCAGGUGUCUUUUAUACAUGUAACGAGUUCAAACAGGUGCAGUUAAUACAGGUAAUGAGUGGAGAACAGGAGGGCUUCUUAAAGAAAAACUAACAGGUCUGUGAGAGCCGGAAUUCUUACUGGUUGGUAGGUGAUCAAAUACUUAUGUCAUGCAAUAAAAUGCAAAUUAAUUACUUAAAAAUCAUACAAUGUGAUUUUCUGGAUUUUUGUUUUAGAUUCCGUCUCUCACAGUUGAAGUGUACCUAUGAUAAAAAAUUACAGACCUCUACAUGCUUUGUAAGUAGGAAAACCUGCAAAAUCGGCAGUGUAUCAAAUACUUGUUCUCCCCACUGUAUACGAGUUAUCCUCUUUUGACAAACAAAAAUGUUUUAGUAUUUGUAAAUAGCCAAAAUCUAUAACGGUAAUCAAUAGUGUCUUUGUUCUGUAAAAACAUCUUAAUAAACUCUGAUAAUUUCCCCUUACUUUGAUUACCAUCCCGGAUCAUGAUUAGGGUUUUUGCUGUUAUGACAUUCUAUCAACAUCCACGUCAGUAUCACACUUUAUCAUUGAGUCAUAUCUUGUGUGUGUGUGUUGUUGUUGCAGCUGUCAUUCUCUCCCACCACUCCUUUGGGCAGCCAUUUGAGGGUGCUGGCUCUGCUGGUGAGCAUGCUGCUGACCUGUUGUGGCCUGCUGGGACACCCCUAUGGCAUGCACACCAUCGCCUUCAUGGCUUCUGAGGUAGGAGGCUAGAAGGUGGAUCUCAAGUGUAUUUCCUUGAUUCAUCUUCUCUCCUCAGGAGAGGAAUGUUUCUCCAAUGCAUUUUGAGAUGGAGGCGACUUUAAAAAGUCUCUAUUGGAUCCUCUUACCUUUGUUUCUCUAAUGUAUAUGGAUAAACAUUUACUGUGUAGUGCUUCUCUCUGUUUUAUGUAUACAACAUGGCCUUAUCUGAUGAUGCUCCCUGUUAUCUAAAGAGACCAUUGUUUUCUUAUGUUUCCUUUCAGUGUAUUCUGGUAUCCGUUAGAACUGGACAUGUCAUUAUUCGGUAAGUGAUUGUGUUGGCAAUAUUGUAUAUCUUGUAUGAACCCAUUACCAACUGGUGGUACAUCUGAAAAGUGGACACACACUCACACACUCUUAACCACAUGUUCCUGCUCCCUCUAGGUUCUCUAUCCACCUGUGGGACCUGAACCAUGAGGGCACUUGGGAGAGUAAGGGAUCCUACGUCUCCUGCACUGACUUUGUGAUGGAUCUGGCUCUGCAAGGCUGGACCUCAUGCAUCACAUCCACAUGCUGAUGAGUUCAAACCCCUGUCCUCAGACAUCUGUCACACAAAGCAAGCACACAAUAGUGGCAUGUCCCUAUUUGAGUUAUUACUAUUGCAUUACUAGUGUUGUAACUAAGGUCCAUUCAUCAUUAGGUCCCUUCUUGUUGUAACCAUAAUGUCUUAUUUCUACCACCUCCCCUUCUUACCCCUCCCCCUUCUCAGCUGUUCGGUACCAUCUGGCUCUCCAUUGCCAGCCUGGUGAUCUUCAUUGCAGCUACGCUACCUGUUCGACGAAGUCCGUCGCCACAAGAACUACCUCUGCGUCAUCCACAACAUGGAGGCCAGGUUUGUUGCUCAAUCAACUAGCUUUAUCUGUCUUCAAAGAGGGUGGCAGUACUUGUGUAGCCUGUUUGAAUGACCUUUUAUAUUAUACUGUAUCUAACUAUGCUCUGAGGCACAUUUGAAGGCAAAAUGAAAGCAAAAGGCGGAUUUCCGUGGUCUAAGAAGAAAAUGGACAAAGUGUUGUUCUUCUAAAUAUGUUGCUGAUUGGUUGAUUGCAGGUUUGCUGUGGCCACCUCUGAUGAGCUGGUAGCCAACAAUGAUGACUGUGCUAUCUGCUGGGACUCCAUGACUACAGAACGCAAGCUGCCCUGUGGACAUCUCUUCCACAAGUGAGCAGCUGUCUGUAAACUGUAACUCUUUUCUCCCGCGCUGUGCACAUUUGAACAACCGCAACAUCUAUCUGUUGUCGUUUGCAAUGGCUAUUGGAUAUGUAUAUAUUGAUGUUUAAAUGUCUGGGGGAAAUAUUUUUGGCUGGUGGACAUCAACUGAUAGUGAUUGAAUGAUGUGAGUCCUCCACCUUCCAAUGUGGAAGUGCUAUAUAAAUGUAGAAUAUAUAAAUGUAGAAUAUACACUGCUCAAAAAAAUAAAGGGAACACUAAAAUAACACAUCCUAGAUCUGAAUGAAUGAAAUAAUCUUAUUAAAUACUUUUUUCUUUACAUAGUUGAAUGUGCUGACAACAAAAUCACACAACAAUUAUCAAUGGAAAUCAAAUGUAUCAACCCAUGGAGGUCUGGAUUUGGAGUCACCCUCAAAAUUAAAGUGGAAAACCACACUACAGGCUGAUCCAACUUUGAUGUAAUGUCCUUAAAACAAGUCAAAAUGAGGCUCAGUAGUGUGUGUGGCCUCCACGUGCCUGUAUGACCUCCCUACAACGGCUGGGCAUGCUCCUGAUGAGGUGGCGGAUGGUCUCCUGAGGGAUCUCCUCCCAGACCUGGACUAAAGCAUCCGCCAACUCCUGGACAGUCUGUGGUGCAACGUGGCGUUGGUGGAUGGAGCGAGACAUGAUGUCCCAGAUGUGCUCAAUUGGAUUCAGGUCUGGGGAACGGGCGGGCCAGUCCAUAGCAUCAAUGCCUUCCUCUUGCAGGAACUGCUGACACACUCCAGCCACAUGAGGUCUAGCAUUGUCUUGCAUUAGGAGGAACCCAGGGCCAACCGCACCAGCAUAUGGUCUCACAAGGGGUCUGAGGAUCUCAUCUCGGUACCUAAUGGCAGUCAGGCUACCUCUGGCGAGCACAUGGAGGGCUGUGCGGCCCCCCAAAGAAAUGCCACCCCACACCAUGACUGACCCACCGCCAAACCGGUCAUGCUGGAGGAUGUUGCAGGCAGCAGAACGUUCUCCCCGGCGUCUCCAGACUCUGUCACGUCUGUCACGUGCUCAGUGUGAACCUGCUUUCAUCUGUGAAGAGCACAGGGCGCCAGUGGCGAAUUUGCCAAUCUUGGUGUUCUCUGGCAAAUGCCAAAUGUCCUGCACGGUGUUGGGCUGUAAGCACAACCCCCACCUGUGGACGUCGGGCCCUCAUACCACCCUCAUGGAGCAGACACAUGCACAUUUGUGGCCUGCUGGAGGUCAUUUUGCAGGGCUCUGGCAGUGCUCCUCCUGCUCCUCCUUGCACAAAGGCAGAGGUAACAGUCCUGCUGCUGGGUUGUUGCCCUCCUAUGGCCUCCUCCACGUCUCCUGAUGUACUGGCCUGUCUCCUGGUAGCGCCUCCAUGCUCUGGACACUACGCUGACAGACACAGCAAACCUUCUUGCCACAGCUCGCAUUGAUGUGCCAUCCUGGAUGAGCUGCACUACCUGAGCCACUUGUGUGGGUUGUAGAAUCAGUCUCAUGCUACCACUAGAGUGAAAGCACCGCCAGCAUUCAAAAGUGACCAAAACAUCAGCCAGGAAGCAUAGGAACUGAGAAGUGGUCUGUGGUCACCACCUGCAAAACCAGUCCUUUAUUGGGGGUGUCUUGCUAAUUGCCUAUAAUUUCCACCUGUUGUCUAUUCCAUUUGCACAACAGCAUGUGAAAUUUAUUGUCAAUCAGUGUUGCUUCCUAAGUGGACAGUUUGAUUUCACAGAAGUGUGAUUGACUUGGAGUUACAUUGUGUUGUUUAAGUGUUCCCUUUAUUUUUUUGAGCAGUGCAUAAAUGCCUUUGUGUGCCCAGCUCCUGCCUGCCCUCCUGGUUGGAGCAGUACACGUUAUGUCCCACAUGCUGUAUGUCUCUGAACAUCAGUGAGGGGGCCAGAGGAGAGGCAGAGGGACCCCCUGCUGGAGGACAACAUGGGCCCUGGAGGCCCCGGGCCUGAGGCACGGCCAUACCUCAACCAGCACAGCCACUUUUUCCUCUUUGACUGUGAGGCCCCAAAACUCCUCCAGUAUCCUAAUUUCUCUACUAGCUCUCAGAACCACUCUAUUUAUGUAUGCAAUUUAUUGAACUGGGAAAAGACACAAUCAACAGUUUGGCUUCCUCAUCAAUGUUAAUGUUCCUAUGAAAAUAAAUGACAGUAGUCCCUAGACUCCCUAGUUUUGUUGUUGUUUUCUGCAUCAGGUCUUAGUAUCUGUAGGGCUAAGAGCAUGCGCGAGAGUAACACCCAUAAAAUAUGCAGAUAGACAUCCCCUCAGCGGUUACUCUGAAACGGUUAGCGACUGUUCAAGCUUUUCUCUAAACACAAGACACCCGUAUACAGUGUAGAAAGUACACCUCUCAUGAAUAUUCUAUGAGCUUGUACUUACAUGUAUUUCACCCUACAAGGUUGUCGAAUUGCAAGCUGGCUGCUCAGUUUCUCAGUGGAAGUCAUGCACACAACCAACAUCCUGGGCAUUGUACAACAGGCCAACAACUCCCAGCUUAAUGCCAUGGUCAGUAUUCCUAUGGUCCAUUGAUCCAUGACUUGUGUGUUUCCAGUGCCUUGUGCAAUUAUUGUGUUAACAUUCACCUGUCCUAUUCUUUCAUGUCAGUGACAAUGAAGAAAAUUAGGUAAAUAUUGGAUGUUUGAAAUAAUGAUAAUUCUCCUCUCUCACUAUCUUUAGGACCAUCAGAUGGGGGAUAUGUUCCCUCAGGUUCCCUACCAUCUGGUGCUCCAGGACUUACAGCUGACCCACUCUGUAGAGGUCACCACUGACAACAUCCUGGUGGGACGCAUCGUGGUGCCUUUCUCCACACAUGUCAAUCCAGUCCCACUCCCACCACAAACCCUUUCUCACACAGGUCAAUCCAGUCCCACUCCCACCACAAAACCUUUCUCACACAGGUCAAUCCAGUCCCACUCCCACCACAAACCCUUUCUCACACAGGUCAAUCCCACAUCUCUAACAAAAGGUGUUUGUGUCUACUUAUGUGAGUUUAUGUUACUCCUUGGAUGGUACAUUAACAUAGGGGAAUACUAAAACAGAAUUCAGGGUCAAUUCAUCCUAUGAGCCAAUAUCACAAAUUACUUAUAAAAUGUUUUGAGUGGGAUACCUGACUUCAACAGUAAAUCCAGGAUAGUCCCUAAAAAGGUAUGCUGUGCUCCUCUUCCUGUCCAGCCUGUGGAUCGCAUAGUCUCCCAGGUCAACCUCUCCCCAGAGGAUGUGGGUGGGGCCAGCGGGACUUCAGAGGUCGUGACCCCUGAGGUGGAGGACUUUGAGCUCAGGUGCAGCCGCUUCUCCAAGUCAGCCGAGGAGAGACAGAAGAUGCUGCAGCAGAGGAAAGAUGACAUACUGCUACGAGCAUGCAGGUACUGUGUCUGCUUAUUUAAAACCACUGUUUUCCAUAGACUUCAAUGGAACACUUCCGGUUCCUAACCUGCUAGCCUGGAUUUUCAAAUUACAGUCUAUUAUGGGCAGUGUGAAUUAUGCAAAUUGUCUAUUUGUCCUCCUAUUAUUACCUUUCUAUGCUCUAUUUGUGCACGCUUGUCCAUUGAUGUUUUUGUUUUAAUAUUUUGUCCUGUAUUUUACCCUGUGUUUUUUCCAUUUCAUGCUGCUCUAUUCCAUUGACAUCCAUUUAGCUCAUUCUGUUUCUCAUGCUCCUGUUAAUGGUACUAAUCUAUUAGCAGCACUGGCUAAUCAGCCCUAAUGAUGAUGAGGCACUGGGCAGCACUGACCCCAUUAGCACACCCAUGUUCCCUGGCCCCAUAACUCUAACACACCGGGCUUCAAAUAGUACUUUUCUUUCAAAUACUUUGGGCAUUGAAAUUGCCAGACGGGCAGGGUUUGCAGUUGCACUUUUGGGACUAUUCAAUUGGUUCCAUUGCACCAGGCAAGCUAAAUCAACCUGAGCUAAAGUAUUUGAAAGGAAACCAAUAUAAACCACAAGCCUAACCCUAGCUUAAUGUUCACAUCCCGGUUCAACCCUGACCCUCAGCCACAACCCUAACCCUUUUCUAUGUCUCCUCUCUCAGGAGAUAUCUAACUAAGAGCCCUGAGGAAGCUGCUGCCAUGAACGACGAAGAUGAUGAUGAGUACGAUGAAGGUCUGCCCUUCAGUAAGAGUUAUAGGAUUAUAAGUCACGCAGGUCUCCCUGCACCACCAAACCUGCCCCUCUAGGUCCCAGAGUCUUUCUAGGGCUGAAGUAGUCUACUGAAUAGACUAUCUCAAAUAAAAGAAAAUCUUAUGUCACAUGCUUCGUAAAAAACAGGUGUAGACUAACAGUGAAAUGCUUACUUAUGGGCUCUUCCCAACAAUGCAGAGAGAAAAAUAUAGAAACAAUUAUAUCACGAGGAAUAAAUACACAAUGAGUAACGAUAACUUGGCUAUAUACACAGGGUACCAGUACCGAGUCGAUGUGCAGGGGUACAUAUAGGUAGGGGUAAAGUGAUUAGGCAAUAGGAUAGAUAAUAGACAGUAGCAGCAGCGUUUGUGAUGAGGCAAAAGAGUUAGUGCAAAGAGGGUCAAUGCAGAUUGUCUAGGUAGCUAUUUGGUUAACUAUUUAGUAGUCUUAUGUUUUUUUCAAAUCAAAUCAAAUUGUAUUUGUCACAUGCGCCGAAUACAACAGGUGUGGACCUUACCGUGAAAUGCUUACUCACAAGCCCUUAAUCAACAAUGCAGUUAAAGAAAUAAAGAAAAUAUUUACUAAAUAAAAUAAUGUUGAAAACAAAAUAAAAAGUAACACAAUAAAAUAACAAUAACGAGGCUAUAUACAGAGGGUAUUGGUACUGAGUCAAUGUGCGGGGGUACAGGUUAGUCGAGGUACAUUUUGUACAUGUAGGUAGGGGUUUGGGGGUAGAAGCUGUUCAGGGUCCUGUUGGUUCCAGACUUGGUGCAUCGGUACCGCUUGCCGUGCGGUUAGCAGAGAAAAGUCUGUGACUUGGGUGGCUGGAGUCUGACAGUGUUUAGGGCCUUCCUCUGACACUGCCUGGUGUAGAGGUCAUGGAUGGCAGGGAGCUCGGUGGACUGGGCCGUACGCACUACCCUCUGUAGCACCUUGUGGUCGAUGCCAUGCAGUUGCCAUACCAAGCGGUGAUGCAGCCAGUCAAGAUGCUCUCAAUGCAAGUUAGAAUUUUGUAAAGUUAGUGUGGGAGAGGUGGAAAAAUUAUUGUUAUCGAUCAAUAAUGACAAACCUCCUGGCAUUGUCAACUUAGAUGGAAAGCUGCUGAGGAUGGUAGCUGACUCUAUAGCCACUCCUAUCUGUCAUAUCUUUAAUCUGAGCCUAGAGGAAAGUCUUUGUCCUCAGGCCUGGAGGGAAGCCAAAGUCAUUCCGCUACCAAAGAAUGGUAAAGCGGCCUUUACUGGUUCUAACAGAAGACCUAUAAGCUUGCUGCCAGCUCUUAGCAAACUGUGUUUGACCAAAUACAAUGCUAUUUCUCUGUAAAUAAAUUAACAACAGGACUUUCAGCAUGCUUAUAGGGAAGGGCACUCAACAUGUACUGUACUGACACAAAUGACUGAUGAUUGGUUGAAAGAAAUUGAUAAUAAGAAGAUUGUGGGAGCUGUACUGUUAGAUUUCAGUGCAGCCUUUGAUAUUAUUGACCAUAACCUGUUGUUGAAAAAACGUAUGUGUUAUGGCUUUUCAACCUCUGCCAUAUCGUGGAUUCAGAGCUAUCUAUCAAUUUUUUUUAAAAUGGAAGCUCUCUAGGCCCCCUCUACUCUUUUCUAUUUUUACCAAUGACCUGCCACUGGCAUUAAACAAAGCAUGUGUGUCCAUGUAUGCUGAUGAUUCAACCAUAUACGCAUCAGCAACCACAGCUAAUGAAGUCACUGAACUGGUCCUGAACAUCUCUAAAACUAAGAGCAUUGUAUUUGGUACAAAUCAUUCUCUAAGUUCUAGACCUCAGCUGAAUCUGGUAAUGAAUGGUGUGGCUGUUGAACAAGUUGAGGAGACUAAAUUACUUGGCGUUACCUUAGAUUGUAAACUAUCAUGGUCAAAACAUAUAGAUUCAAUGGUUGUAAAGAUGGGGAGAGGUCUGUCCGUAAUAAAGAGAUGCUCUGCUUUUUGACACCACAUUCCAAAAAGCAAGUUCUGCAGGCUCUAGUUUUGUCUAAUCUUGAUUAUUGUCCAGUCGUGUGGUCCAGUGCUGUAAAGAAAGACCUAGUUAAGCUGCAGCUGGCCCAGAACAGAGCGGCACGUCUUGCUCUUCAUUGUAAUCAGAGGGCUGAUAUAAAUACUAUGCAUGCCAGUCUCUCUUGGCUAAGAGUUGAGGAGCGACUGACUGCAUCACUUCUUCUUUUUAUAAGAAUCAUUGUGUUGAAAAUCCCAAAUUGUUUGCAAUAGUCAAUUUACACACAGCUCUGACACACACACCUACCCCACCAGACAUGCCACCAGGGGUCUUUUCACAGUCCCCAAAUCCAGGACAAAUUCAAGAAAGCGUUCCAUCUCAUAUUGCUCAGAUAAACAGCAAACCUGGUUUCAAAAACAGAUAAAGCAACACCUCAUGGCACAACGCCUCUCCCCUAUUUGACCUAGAUAGUUUGUAUGUAUUGAUAUGUAGGCUACGUGUGCCUUUAAAAAUAAUGUAUGUAGUUCUGUCCUUGAGCUGCUCUUGUCUAUUAAUGUUCUGUAUUAUGUCAUGUUUUGUGUGGACUCCAGGAAGAGUAGCUGCUGCUUUUGCAACAGCUAAUGGGGAUCCUAAUAAAAUACAAAAAAUACCAAAAUGGUGCAGCUGUAGAACUUUUUGAGGAUCUGAGGGCCCAUGCCAAAUCUUUUCAGCCUCCUGUGUUGGAAGAGGCAUUGUCGUGUCUUCUUCACUACUGUGUUGGUGUGUAUGGACCAUGUUAAUGUCUUGGUGAUGAGGACACUGAGGAACUUGAAGCUCUCGACCCGCUUAACUACAGCCCCAUCGAUGUGGAUGGGGGUGUGCUCGGCCCUCAGUAGUUCCUGAUCGUGGACUACAGGAAACAAUCUAUCCAUUGAAUUAUCUAUCCAUUGAAUUAAUCUGAGAAGACAAAACAUUUGCAUGAUGACAUUUUUCCCAUGCUGUGUUUUAAAUGUGCUGUCUGGGGUGCUAUAGCCAGACCAGGGACUGGGUUCUGUCAUAGAUAUCACAGCUUUAAUCGGUCUCUCUCACCCCAGGACUACAGAGCAUUAAUGCCUGGCAUUAAUUAAGUUCAUGCCGCUUUCACACUUUGCCACUAAAUCUAUGCAUGAGUCAUUCUGUCUGUUACUUAUUUGAUGACUGUAAGUCGCUUUGGAUAAAAGCGUCUGCUAAAUGGCAUAUUUAUUAUUAUUAUCUGGUGAUCCUCAAACUAACAAUGUCUUAUUAAUGUGAGUCAUGAAAACAGGACACGACACGUUCUAAAGUGGAUCGAUUGAAUUCAGGCCUUGAAAGAUUCUAGUCGAUUGUGGCUCUGCUUAUACCAAAACAGUCUUUAAUUUGGUUCAGAUCUCAGAUGUGAUCUAGCCGCUGAGUCACUCGAGGAAUGCCAGUAAGUUACAUAUUGUGCAAAAAGUUACAUAUUGCAGCUUUAAGUUGUUAUGUUUUGUCUCUAUUAGGCAUUUGUGUCUCAUAAAUAUGCCAAUACAUUACUAAUCAGAAAUCUGUAUUUUCAAUAUUUUUCAUGUUUCUGCUCUCAUCUCUAGCAUGGAGAAACAUUCUCUCCAUCCAAUGUCAAUGUCUGAUACUGUUGAGAGCAUGUAGUACAGUUAGAUGUAGGAAAGAGUUAUAUUUUUGUAUAUAAUUCGGAAUAAAACUCAUAUUCUGAAGACAAACUCCUUAGGCGCAGGUCCAUUCUUCACUCUUAAAGUAUAAAGAAAAAUGUGUACCCAUUGCCAUUUGUAUUGAGAGUGUGCCAGUAUGAUUUAUAGCUAACAUUUUCAUUGAUUCUUAAUUUGUGUACAUGCAUAGUUACAGUGCCUUCAGAAAGUAUUCAAAACCCAUGACUUAUUCCACAUUUUGCAGUGUUACAGCCUGAAUUCAAAAUUGAUGAAAUAUAUAUUUUUUCUCUCACCCAUCUACACACAAGACAUAGUCCCCCUAUUUUAGGGGACCAAAGUAUUGGGACAAAUCCACUUACGUGUAUUAAAGUAGUCAAAAAGUUGAGUAUUUGGUCCCUUAUUCCUAGCACGCAAUGAUUACAUAAAGCUUAUGACUCUACCAACUUGUUGGAUGCAUUUGCUGUUUGUUUUGGUUGUGUUUCAGAUUAUUUUGUGCCCAAUAGAAAUGAAUGAUAAAUAAAGUAUUGUCAUUUUGGAGUCACCUUUAUUGUAAAUAAGAAUAGAAUGUCUCUAAACACUUCUACAUUAAUGUGGAUGCUACCAUGAUUACGGAUACUCCUGAAUGAAUCGUGAAUAAAUGAUGAGUUACAGAGGCAUACAUAUAAAAAUAAAUGCUAACCUCCCCUGUUAUUGUAAGGGUGAGAGGUUAGCAUGUCUUCUUGGGGGUAUGAUAUUUGUGGGUCUGUAACUUUCUCACUCAUCAUUAUCACAUUUACAUUAUUUAGCAGACGCUCUUAUCCAGAGCGACUUACAGUUAGUGCAUACAUAUUAUUUUUUUAUACUGGCCCCCCGUGGGAAUCGAACCCACAACCCUGGCGUUGCAAAACGCCAUGCUCUACCAACUGAGCUACCUCCCUGCCAGCCAUUCCCUCCCCUACCCUGGACCAAUUGUGCACCGCCCCAUGGGGUCUCCCGGUCGCGGCCGGCUACGACAGAGCCUGGAUUCGAACCAGGAUCUCUAGUGGCACAGACCACUGCGCCACUCGAUUAGUCCAUUCUUAGCCUGUAAUUUUGGUAAUUUGUGUGGUAUUAAAAAAUAUUCUGCUAAUAUGUAAAAUGAUGUAGAAUUGCAGGAAAUGUUUAUAAAGGCUAUAAAGCAAUGAGUGUAGACAGCCUCCUGCUGCUCUGCUAAUGGUCAGAUGGAGAUAGGGGGCCGUCAUUGUAAAUAAGAAUUUGUUCUUAACUGACUUGCCUAGUUAAAUAAAGGUUAAAUAAAAAAUAAAAAAACUGGGGGGCCCUGCCUUGAUUGGGUAACUGAUUUAUAAAAGAUUAACUGCAUAAUAAAUACAUGUGACUGGUCAAUUGUGUGCCCAGUCACAAGAGGCAAAAAAAAAUAUAUAUAUAUAUAUACAGUGGGGAGAACAAGUAUUUGAUACACUGCCAAUUUUGCAGGUUUUCCUACUUACAAAGCAUGUAGAGGUCUGUAAUUUUUAACAUAGGUACACUACAACUGUGAGAGACGGAAACUAAAACAAAAAUCCAGAAAAUCACAUUGUAUGAUUUUUAAGUAAUUAAUUUGCAUUUUAUUGCAUGACAUAAGUAUUUGAUACAUCAGAAAAGCAGAACUUAAUAUUUGGUACAGAAACCUUUGUUUGCAAUUACAGAGAUCAUACGUUUCCUGUAGGUCUUGACCAGGUUUGCACACACUGCAGCAGGGAUUUUGGCCCACUCCUCCAUACAGACCUUCUCCAGAUCCUUCCGGUUUCGGGGCUGUCGCUGGGCAAUACGGACUUUCAGCUCCCGCCGAAGAUUUUCUAUUGGGUUCAGGUCUGGAGACUGGCUAGGCCACUCCAGGACCUUGAGAUGCUUCUUACGGAGCCACUCCUUAGUUGCCCUGGCUGUGUGUUUCGGGUUGUUGUCAUGCUGGAAGACCCAGCCACGACCCAUCUUCAAUGCUCUUACUGAGGGAAGGAGGUUGUUGGCCAAGAUCUCGCGAUACAUGGCCCCAUCCAUCCUCCCCUCAAUACGGUGCAGUCAUCCUGUCCCCUUUGCAGAAAAGUAUCCCCAAAGAAUGAUGUUUCCACCUCCAUGCUUCACGGUUGGGAUGGUGUUCUUGUGGUUGUACUCAUCCUUCUUCUUCCUCCAAACACGGCGAGUGGAGUUUAGACCAAAAAGCUCUAUUUUUGUCUCAUCAGACCACAUGACCUUCUCCCAUUCCUCCUCUGGAUCAUCCAGAUGGUCAUUGGCAAACUUCAGACGGGCCUGGACAUGCGCUGGCUUGAGCAGGGGGACCUUGCGUGCGCUGCAGGAUUUUAAUCCAUGACGGCGUAGUGUGUUACUAAUGGUUUUCUUUGAGACUGUGGUCCCAGCUCUCUUCAGGUCAUUGACCAGGUCCUGCCGUGUAGUUCUGGGCUGAUCCCUCACCUUCCUCAUGAUCAUUGAUGCCCCACGAGGUGAGAUCUUGCAUGGAGCCCCAGACCGAGGGUGAUUGACCGUCAUCUUGAACUUCUUCCAUUUUCUAAUACUUGCGCCAACAGUUGUUGCCUUCUCACCAAGCUGCUUGCCUAUUGUCCUGUAGCCCAUCCCAGCCUUGUGCAGGUCUACAAUUUUAUCCCUGAUGUCCUUACACAGCUCUCUGGUCUUGGCCAUUGUGGAGAGGUUGGAGUCUGUUUGAUUGAGUGUGUGGACAUGUGUCUUUUAUACAUGUAACGAGUUCAAACAGGUGCAGUUAAUACAGGUAAUGAGUGGAGAACAGGAGUGCUUCUUAAAGAAAAACUAACAGGUCUAUAAUUAAUUGUAAUUAAUUACUUAAAAAUCAUACAAUGUGAUUUUCUGGAUUUUUGUUUUAGAUUCCGUCUCUAACAGUUGAAGUGUACCUAUGAUACAAAUUACAGACCUCUACAUGCUUUGUAAGUAGGAAAACCAGAAAAUCGGCAGUGUAUCAAAUACUUGUUCUCCCCACUGUAUAUAUAGCCACAGAGGAUCUAUAGUUUCAACAAAAAAAAUACUGUGGAUAAAGGUUUUGCACAACGCAUGCAGGUAACUGCCAAAAUAAAGGAAACAUCAACAUAAAGUGUCUUAAAAGGGUGUUGGGCUGCCAGAACAGCUUCAACAGUUUUGUCGUAGAUUCUACAAGUGGACCUAAAUCAUGCCAGGAAAAUGCCCCCCACACACUCAAGUGUUUCCCACAGUCGGGAAGGCCACAAUUUGGGCAGCAUGCCCACCAAAUAUACAGCUUGUUGCAUUGUGGCUAUAGACAUAAUCCAUAGUUGGGUUUUGGAACCACUUACCCUGGCAAUUUUUGUGUUAAACUCAUGGGUACACUAGCAAUAGCUGCCAGACUUGAAUGGGAACUGCCAUCUAUGGAUUAUAUUUCUAUGGUUGGUUGCGUCUGUCUGUUUGCCCUUUGCAAGUUUCAAAAUACAAUUGUUGAACCAAUAGAAGAAGAAAAAUCUCAACAACUCCCAAUUUUUUGCGAAGAGCAGUACUGUUUAUCAAAGUAGCUCAUCGUGAGAUAGACUAUUGCCAAGAGGAGCACAUCGACCAUCAAAGCCCCGGCGCCUAUGAUUUCUUAAUCCGGCCCUGGUUGUGUUUGUAUGAUUAAAUGCUGUUCAAAUGUCCUAUGAAUUUCAUUAAAUGCCACGUGUCUCUAGAUCACCUUCAAAUGCAAAUUUCCAUUAAAUCUGGAGAGAAACAUAAUGGGGAUGUAUUCCAAUCUGCUUUCUUAUGCUUUAAGGAGCUACAAAUGUGCAUGCUGAGAAUGUUGUGGUAAUAUUAGGUAAAACUUAAAUAUAACAUUUUCUAAAUGUUCCUGAAAUGUUCUGAGGACCUCCAUGACAAGUUAAAAUGAAUAUUCUGUGAACAUCAAUGGAACAUUAUGUUAAACCUAAAACAAUUAUGCUAUGAACAUCAUAAAAACGUAUUUGCAGUGGUGUAAAGCACUUAAGUAAAAAUACUUUACAAUACGUUUUGAGUUUCACAAUGCAUUUAUUUAAUUUUUUUACGUAUCAGAAUGCGUUUUGUAAUUCUGGGACUGUGCAAUAAAACCCCGCUGGCUUUUUACUUUCUCUUAUGAUUUCCUUGAAUCAAGUACUUCAACGGUAUUGCCGAAAUGUCGGGACCAUUACAACAACGCCGAGGCCAACGGUUUCUAAGGAUGAAUCAAGAGUUAAUGAAAUUAAAUAUGUUUGUCAGCAUACUCAUCCAAAAACAUACAACAAGGUGUGUAAAAAGAUGCCUGUCUAUUUCUGCGCAACUUGUCCCCUAUAGCCUAUAAUAACAGUCACUAGUGCAGUUACAAUGUUGUCCGUUAGGUGGCACCAGCCAUCUAAUAUCAAUGAAGAACACUAGCCAAAAUGACAUGAUGGCAGUCAUAUAUCAUUUCCUUUGACAUGUUUUAUAUUCUAUUUUCAAAUAAGUGAUAUUGACAUGCAUACACUUUCAGAUCUAUAUUUAAGGUCUGUUAAGACCUAUCUUGGCUAGAAUUUUUGUAUUGUAGCCUACCAUCCGGGUUUGGCCGGUGUAGGCUGUAAUUGUAAAUAAGAAUUUGUUCUUAACUGACUUGCCUAGUUAAAUAAAGGUAAAAUAAAAAAUAAAAAUAAAUUCAUUUUUACAAUUUGAAGUAGUAACCUAAGCCUAAACCAUGUAAUUCUCUUUUACCAUGAGUACAUGGCUGUUCCAAGGGAGACACAGUGGUGGCUGACUGCAUUUGACGGCUGGACUGACAGAGAGGAGGGCGAACUUUAGGAUGAGGAAGACAACAUUCCUCAGUCUAUGUGAUAUUCUUGGUCCUUCUCUUGUCCAGCAACAGUGUCUUUACAGGAAAGCACUGUCUGUGGGGCAGCGUGUUGCCAUUUGUCUGUGGAGACUUGCCACUAAUGUAGAGUACCAAACCAUAUUGUUAUUGUUUGGUGUAGGUUUGUCAACUGCAGUCCCUAAUCAAAUUGCCAGUCUCAUCCGGGAGAAAAUGUUGCACGUUUACAUUUACAUUUUACAUUUUAGUCAUUUAGCAGACGCUCUUAUCCAGAGCGACUUACAGUUAGUGCAUACAUUAUUUUAUCGAACCCACAACCCUGGCGUUGCAAACGCCAUGCUCUACCAACUGAGCUACAUCCCCUGCCGGCCAUUCCCUCCCCUACCCUGGACGACGCUGGGCCAAUUGUGCGCGCCGCCCCAUGGGUCUCCCGGUCGCGGCCGGCUGCGACCAACGGAGGCUGAGUUCAGGGACAUAGUAAAAUGGAAUCCGGGACCGUCAACCAGGAUUCCCUCAAUGCCGUGGAGCAGUCGAUGGCACUCAUAUACCCAUCAUAGCACCACAACAAGACAAGAGGGACUAUUAUCACAGAAAGGGUUUUUACUCAGUGGUCCUAAAAGGGGUUGUAGGUCACAAAUGAACGUUUUGGGACAUCCACAUUGGUUGGGCUGGCACAGUUCAUGAUACCCAUGUGCUGGCCAACUCAGCACUAUUUACCAAGGGUCAGGAGGGCAGACUACUCCCAAGAUGGACAGACCUUUCAUGGAGUGAAUGUGCCACUUGUAAUACUAGGAGACGCUGCCUACACACUUCUUCUGUGGCUGAUGAAGCUCUACUCAGAGAGAGGAGGAAUCACACCUGUGCUGACCAACUUUAAUGAGUGGCUCAGUAGUUGUUGCAUGCCUGUAGAGCGGGCUUGUCCUCGAGUGAAGGAAAGGUGUUUGCUUAAAUGCAAUGACUCUCACAUUGACAUAAUAAACACACUAAUUACGGCAUGUUGUGUGCUGCAUAAUUUUUGUGAAAUUCAUCAUGAGACUUGAGGAGGAUAAAGUACAACAACAAAGAAUUCCCAGCAAUGCAACUGGAAGGGAGGGCAACUCCCAUAACUUAAUUAAAUGUUCUGGGAACCUUUAAAGAACUUAGACCAGGUGUUCUAUCAACAUUCUUACAACAUUAUAGGAAUGUCCUGUGCAACCUAACUUAAACAUUGUAUGAAUGUCAUCACAACUGAGCAUAUUGUGUGCUUUGGGAACCUACAGUGCUGUGAAAAAUGAUUUGCCCCUUUCCUGAUUUUUGCAUAUUUUUGAUACUGAAUGUUAUCAGAUCUUCAACCAAAACCAAAUAUUAGAUAAAAGGAACCUGAGUUUACAAAUAACAUUUAUUUUUUAUUUUUAUAAAUACAAUAAGUAUCCAAAGUUAUGCAACACCCAAUGCCCUGUGUGAAAAAGUAAUUGAUCCCUUACACUCUAUAAUUGGUUUUGCUACCUUUAGUUGCAAUGACUCCAACCAAACGCUUCCUGUAGUUGUUGAUCAGCCUCUCACGCCGCUGUGGAGGAAUUAUGGCCCACUCUUCCAUGCAGAACUGCUGUAACUCAGCAACAUUUGUGGGUUUUCAAGCAUGAACUGCUCGUUUCAAGUCCUGCCACAACAUCUCAAUUGGGAUUAGGUCUGGACUUUGACUAGGCCAUUCCAAAACUUCUAAUUUGUUGCUUUUUAGCCAUUUUCAUGUAGACUUGAUUGUGUGUUUUGGAUCAUUGUCUUGCUGCAUGACCCAGCUGCGCUUCAGUUUCAGCUCACAGACGGAUGGCCUGAUAUUCUCCUGUAGAAUUCUCUGAUACAGAGCAGCAUUCAUGGUUCCUUCUAUUAAGGCAAGUCAUCCAGGUCCUGAGGCAGCAAAGCAUCUCCAAACCAUCACACUACCACCACCAUGCUUGACCGUUGGUAUGAUGUUCUUACUGUGGAAUGCAGUGAUUGGUUUUCACCAGGCAUAAUGGGACCCAUGUCGUCCAAAAAGUUGACUCAAGUUUGCCAAAAAGCACCUGGAUGAUCAUCAAGACUCUUGGAAGAAUGUUCUAUGGACAGAUGAUUCAAAAGUACAACUUUUUGGACAUUACGGAGAAUUAAGUAAAACUACAAGUCCAAAUCCCUAUCUCCAUCCAUGGCAAAUUUAGGAAAGGGCCUAUUUUAGCUAGCUAGCUAGCUAGCCACCGGAGGACAACAACACAACAAGAUGCAGUUAUUUUGAAAAAAGUUUGUCAAUGACAUUCGGCUUGAUGUGAUGUGAUUGGUGUGAAGCCAAAUCUAAACUUGCUUCCCUUUACACCUUUUUUUGGUGCAGCAGGACCAUUCACAAUUGAGCUCACUCAGUUUAUCUCAACGCUGAUUAGCUAUUACUGUAUAGAAAAAAAUAUAAAGGGAGGCCUAAUGUUCGCUGGCUUCCCUUGCAUUCAAUGCUACGGGUGACAACAAUGUCAUACUCUUUUUGACCAGACAGCAUCAGAUAGAUGGGCUACACAUACAGAGACAGAGGGGCGCUGUUUUGCUCGCUCAGAUGCUUUCUCCAGUGAGAUACAUUCAGCCUCUUGCGAAUUGAAAGAAAAUGAUGAAACACAAAGAGACGAAAGAUACAUUAUUGUAUGUAUUUUUCUUUUGUUAUUGGUACAUUUUUUAGGGAAGCCUGGCUUCCCUUGGCAUCCACUGCCAGAGCAGAUAAUUUGAUAAGAGAGAUUUAAAUGUAAUAAAUGUAAGGUUAUCUUUCUUUUGUUUAUGUAAAAAUAGAUAGAAAUGUAUCCAUUUUAAGGUUGUGUCAUUAGAUUUGGGGAGGGGAGCGGUCACUAGAAAUUCUGGCCCCCCAAAAAAUGGGGUCCCCUGAAAUUCUGGCAUAAAAAUGGGUUCCCUGCUGAAAAACCUUGAAUACCACUACUGUAGACAUUACUAUUGUACUCCGACUGUGACUUUGUGUAAUUUGUCACUAGAGGGCAGUAGCAGUACACUACUGUUUACAAGGGAACAUCAGCUGUGUACGUGUUCUGUCUCAAUCAUCAUAAGGUUCAAAUGAUCCUCAGACUUAGACUUCAUGGCUGCAUUUACACAGGCAGCCCAAUUCUGAUAUUUUUUCACUAAUUGGUCUUUUGACCAAUCAGAUCUUUUGCCAAUAAUUGGGCAAAAGAUCAGAAUUAGGCUGCCUGUGUAAAUGCAUAAAGCUUCUAGCAAUACCAUAUGUUACUGUUUUUCUAAAAUCCAUUAAGUUUGUGUGUAUGUGUCAUGGGCAGGAUCUGAACCCAGGUCUCCCAUAGGAGAAACCAAUGUCUUGAUCGUUAGACCAAGAGGAAAUUACCUCUUGGGCCGAGGGUGACACUGAUCUUGAAGUACAAGCAGGGCUACGUCAUCACUAGACCAUGAGCCCGACUGAUGUCCACUAUGUGUGUGUGUUAUAUGAGGCAUGUUGCAAUUCCUGACCCCUGACCUUUACAGAGCCCCAUCCAGUGAGACUGAUUGUGAUGGCCUGUCUCUGUCUGACCAGGUCAUGAGAGGUCAAGGCAUUUAUGUCAUCACUCACUGACUAACACCCAUGCAUGCCACCUCUGUAGAACACAACACAAUAACUUUAUAUGGACAUUUUGUGUAGCUUCCUCUCUCACUCUAGGGUCAGGGCAAGACAGAGGGAGAGAAAGAGAGAAGGAGAGGACGGGAAAAAAGAGAGAG
This is a messenger RNA of Coregonus sp. 'balchen', 25972 nucleotides long. Lineage: Eukaryota; Metazoa; Chordata; Actinopteri; Salmoniformes; Salmonidae. The record is from the annotation of a GenBank genome assembly.